AUUUAUAUUUAUCUUUAUAUACAAAUAUAUAUCUUUUCUUUAUAAUAUAAUAUUACUCAAUGUCAAUUCAGGAUGAUAAUUGGGAGCUCGAUAUCAAUUUAGGUUCUGAUUCUACACACAAUAUCUUUAAACGGAAGGGUGUAUUUAAUCUAGAACCUGAUAAAGAGCUCAUGCUGGCUUGUGAAAGAUAUCAAUAUGCGAAUCAAAAUAUGUAUUUUGAAGAUGAUGAUACUAAUUCAAGUAUAGCUAGUGGAAGUGUUAUAUCGAGUAGAUUCUCAGAAGUAGAUGCGGCAUUAAAUAACCUAGACGAUUUUAUGUUUGAAGAACCACCGUUAACAAGAAUAGAGGAAGAAGAAGUUCAGAUAAAUCAAUCUAAUUUACCUGGAGUCGUCAAAAGAAUUGGUCUUCCAGCUCGUUAUCAAACUGCUCAAGAGAAUGAUGAUUGGAAUGAUGAUAUCGAGAUACCUUCAAAUGGAAUGUCGCUUUUAUCAACAAAGCUUCAAGAAAAGGAAUAUGACGAUUUACAGCUUUCAUCAUUAGAUGAUGACGAUAUAGGACCCUCUGUGAGUCAAAGAGCCAGUAGAGUCUCUUUACUCCCAGAUGAUAAUCCAUCCAUGCCGAUAUCAUCAUCAAAUAUGCUUCACUAUCAACAUGAGAGUGAGGAGGAUGACAUGUCAGGCCUCGAUUUCCCAGAGAACAUGAAUACUCUCUCCAAGAGGUUAGAUGAGAUAAAAGGUGGAGUUAUAUCUGAAACGAUGAUCACAACAAAGCCUACCUCUAACCUUCCAUCUCGCAUCCCUAUCUCUUCUUCUUUAAAGAAAUCAAGCAUUCUAUCAAAAUUUCAAAAGGAAGAUGAUAAUGAUAAUUUUUUUGAGGGUCUUCAUAUCAAGGACAAUGCCUUUACCACAACUUCAUCUAAACACUCUUAUUUACCUAAACAAUCGACUCAUCAACAGUCUCGUUUAACCCUUUCUUCUUCUUCUAAUAAUAAUAAUAAUAAUAAUAAAGGGAAAACUCCUGCUAGCUUUACUAGUCGAUUGGUUAGACCUUCACCUAUAAAUCAAAAUAGGAAAACAUAUUUGGAUCAAGACUUGAUGAAAAACAAUCAUUCACAACAGCAAUAUGUACCCUCAUCUAGACGUACCACUUCAUCUAAUGUUAAUGCUCAAUCACCCCUUCAUCAUGAACCUGAUAUUGUUACCUCUAAACGUACUGUCUAUCUACCUAGACAACAACAACAAAGACAAAACAUGGGAACAAAGAAUUCUCAUCUAACAGGAGUGAGCUCAUUCUUAUUAAGGUCACAAGAUAGCUCUCCUAGUGUUAAAAAGAGUGUCAAUGGUUAUACUCUCAUUGCACGUCCAAAAACAAAAACUACAACUUCAUACUGUUCUCGUCUAGAUAACAUUGAUAACUUAAAUGAUCUUCGUCCAACCAAUAGGAAACCACACGUAUCAUUCAAGGACCGUCUAAAGUAUGAGAGUACAGCAUCUGAUCCACAACGUCCCUGGCGUCAAAACAUGCAUGCAUCAACGACGAAAAGGCAAAGUGCUAUUAAGCUUAUUAAACCUAACGAACAAAAUUUAAAAAAAGAAUAUAAUGAUAUGAAAUAUGAUGAAUCUACACAUUGUUGGAAAGGAAACGAAGCAAGUUUAAUUAGCUUUCAAGAAAAGCCACCUAUUCAACGACAUUCACGAUUAAUGCUUAUGACUCAUAAACAGCAAAAGCCAAGCAAAUAUGCUGCAGUGAUGGGAAAUAAUAUGAUAUUUAACUCUGAAUCACAAAAAUGGGUAUCUGCCUUUGGUUCGGAUCAAGAAUGCAACGAAUUAGAUGAAAUUGAAGACCUUAAGGAGGAACUAUGCCAACAGCCUAAGCAGAGUCUAAGUAGUAAUCUGUAUCGGGUUAAUAAUACAUUGGAAUUUGAAUUAUCUGUAGAGAUAAAACGUCAAAUGGUAUUUGAACAGGAAAUGCACGAAAAUUGGAUUCAAAAUUGGCCCUUGAAUCCAUGUGAGCCUGAAGUCAUGAAUGAAACUGGAUAUAAUGUUGGAGCUUCCAAAUAUUUUUUAUAUAAUCAAGAUUUUAAAUACUGAGAUGCAAGUCUAAAAAAAGAAAAAGAAGAGGUAUUCUGCCUGUGUAUUUAAAUAAGGAUCCCAUCCUUUCUUUCUUUUAUGAAAUGAUCAAAGCAUACUUAUUAUAGAUAUACUAACAAUCAUUAAAUAAAUUCUUAUUAAUUUAAGUAAUAGCACCCUCCUGCAGCGUUUCGUUGCAAGUUUCAGAAAAAAAAAAGCAAUCUACAAAUAAUAGGUAUAUCUUGUAGAUAUUAUAUUUACAGUUUAUUUUGUCCUUUUCACCCUAUGUAUAUAUUAUAUGCAUAUAUAGUUUAUUCAUUCAUUAAGUCAAUACUAAAGAAUAAAAUCAUAAUAUUUACAAAAUAAAAAAAUAG
Cokeromyces recurvatus is the source of this 2443-nucleotide messenger RNA. RefSeq lists its product as uncharacterized. The record is from RefSeq and is a predicted model, not a curated record. The transcript is spliced from 3 exons. Lineage: Eukaryota; Fungi; Mucoromycota; Mucoromycetes; Mucorales; Mucoraceae. The coding region runs from base 60 to 2090 and encodes 676 amino acids.